Beta vulgaris subsp. vulgaris (sugar beet) is the source of this 1053-nucleotide messenger RNA. Its product is annotated as cyclin-J18. The transcript has a single exon. The record is from RefSeq and is a predicted model, not a curated record. The coding region runs from base 121 to 828 and encodes 235 amino acids. NCBI's taxonomy places the organism in Eukaryota, Viridiplantae, Streptophyta, Magnoliopsida, Caryophyllales, Amaranthaceae.
GACUUUUAAAAAGUGUAAUUUGGGCUAAACUGAAAAGUAAAAAAGAGGAGGCAAAAAAGCCAAAUAAACUCUCUAGACAGAGAGUCUCUCAGCUUUUAGAGAGAGAGAAAAGGUUCCUCAAUGACGAACACCGAAGAAGAGAAUUCUCUGGCAUCAUCACUCCGACUAGAAGCAGUGAAGUUCCUGAUCCAAUGUGCCGAACAACUCAAACUCUCUCCCAUCGUCAAAUACUCUGCUCUCUCUCUAUUCGCUCUUCGCUUCAUCUCUUCUCUCUCUUCAUCCCGCCAUAAUCAUUGGCUACUCAAAAAACCCCUGAAUUUCCCGCAUUUGCAGCUUUUCUCUCUCAUCUCGCUCUGGAUUGCCAGCAAAACCUACGAUUCUCCUCCUCUCUCUCUCAAAUCCCUAAAAUCAAUUGGCGAUCAAUUCAUCAAAGAUCAGCAUUUCACUAAAACCGAUUAUUUAGACGCUGAAAUCGUCUUCUUGCGAUCGUUGAAUUUUGAAGUCGGAACGAUGAAGAACUCAACAUUUUUGGUGCUCCAAGAGUUGAUGAUGAAGCUUAAGGAAGUGGCUAAGGUUGGGGAAAUGGUUAGCUUUGAGGCGUGUUGCGAUGUUAUGGAUUUGAUUUACGAGAGCGAUGAUAUUUCGCGGAUGUUCGUGGAAUCUCCGGUGUAUCUUGCGGCGGGGGUGUUGGUCGCGGUGUAUUCGAUGACCGUGCCGAAGCAACGAUGCGAGUUUCCGGUGGUUGGUUGGGUGAAUUUCGUGACGGGUUGUAGGGAAGAGGAUGUGGUGUUGGUUGUCAAACUCAUUCUUCAGCACGUCGUUGGGUAGAUGAGUUUCAUGUAUUGCGUUUGUAUUUGGUCAUUCGUGCGUUGUUCCCGCCAAAUAUUGAAAACGGAAACAUAUAUUUUUUUAAAAAAAAUUUCUGACUCCAUUUCGAGAACUCGUAGUAAGAUGAUUUUUCCGUUGGGUAGAUGAGUUUCAUGUAUUGUGUUUUUAUUUGGUCAUUCGUGCGUUGUUCCCGCCAAAUAUUGAAAAUGGAAACAUAUUUUUUUU